Molecule: messenger RNA, 1057 nt
Organism: Actinia tenebrosa (Australian red waratah sea anemone)
Lineage: Eukaryota; Metazoa; Cnidaria; Anthozoa; Actiniaria; Actiniidae
Source: RefSeq, a predicted model, not a curated record
AUUUGGAGAGAGCAUGAUUUGAAGUGUCGUGGUCGGAUUUGAAGAAUGUUGUAGACCUAAAAUAUGAGAUAUCAAUGGAUUGCUAAGAUAAAAGAAAGAACAAGAAGGAUGUAUACCUUAUGGAGCUAUUAUAGCAACCUGUGGGUAUACAAUACUCAAAAGCGAUUUGAUGCUAUCUGGAAUGGCAAGCCAAGGGAAACUGCGAGUGUCCCAUUCAUGAUUACAGCAAAAAUGAGAAAAUCUCUCACCUCCCUUGGCUACGAAGAAAGAGAUGUCAGAUCUAUGACACCUCAAGAUGCUUGUAAUAUUAUCAAAAACCAAACCAAAAAAUCAUAAACUGAAAAUAGGACCAAAAAGGAAAAAGAUGUCAGAUCUACUAUGACACCUCAAGAUGCUUGUAAUAUCAUCAAAAACGAAACCAAAAAAUCAUAAACUGAAAAUUGGAGCAAAAUUUCAGGGAUAAAAUUGAAACUUUACUUUUAGGCUCACCUAGUUUCCUCAGCAGACAUUUUUUGUGUUGGUCCAAAAGCUCAAGACUAAAGCAUGGUUUUCACUAGCAAUGCAAGCACAAGCACAAGCAUAAGAAGAAUUAUUUCAUUGUGAAAACUGACUAACGCAAGCAUGAGCACAAGCUCAAGGAUCAAUUUUUUUUAUUGCGCUUGCGCUUAUGCUGCACCUGAAAACAAAACAAUACAAGAGCAACAGUGGCAGAGAUGUGGUGGAGACGCGAUGGAUUAUUAAUACAUGUCAUGUGACCAAUCUGACCAAUCACAACAGCACAGAAGGGGCAUAGCACUAGUUGCACUUGUACUUAUUUCAUGACUUGUUUUCACUGAAAUAAGUCCUCUUAUGCUUGUACUUGUGCUUGCCUCGCUAGUGAAAACCAGGCUUAAGGCUCACCAGSCUCAGUUACCAUGGUACCUCAAUCGAUUUACCACCACAGGCAUCCCAUUCACUCAURUAUUGAGCCUGGUCAGCCUGUGGAUAAUAUGCCUAUGUAUAAUUGUAUUCAGCCAAGUAUACUGAAAACAUAAAUAAUAGAUUUUAUUUCAUUUCA